GAAGUUAGCUGGGGAAAAUGGCGGCGGCGAAAAAAAGCGUCCUCUCUUCCUUAGCGGUUUACGCAGAAGAUUCUGAGCCCGAAUCGGAUAGUGAAGCCGGCGGAGCGGGCAGCGAGCGAGCAGCAGGGACGGAAGAAAAAGGAGGACUGGUGUCUGAAGGUUAUGGAGAGGAUGACUUCAGUAAAAUGGAGGGAGAGGAGGAUGGUUAUGAUGACGAUGAUGAUGAAAACAGUAGGCAGUCGGAAGAUGACGAUUCAGAGACUGAAAAACCUGAGGCUGAUGACCUAAAGGACUUUUCAGAACUGGAGAAGAGAGAUCCCCAGGAACUAGUUGCUUCCUUUUCUGAGCGAGUAAGAAACAUGUCACCUGAUGAGAUCAAAAUCCCCCCCGAACCCCCAGGCAGAUGUUCCAACCACUUACAGGACAAGAUACAAAAGUUGUAUGAGAGAAAGAUAAAAGAAGGCAUGGACAUGAACUAUAUCAUUCAAAGGAAGAAAGAGUUCCGCAACCCCAGCAUCUAUGAGAAGCUGAUCCAAUUUUGUGCGAUCGAUGAACUUGGCACAAAUUACCCCAAGGAUAUGUUUGAUCCUCAUGGGUGGUCUGAAGAUUCCUAUUACGAGGCACUAGCAAAAGCACAGAAAAUUGAAAUGGACAAGCUGGAAAAGGCCAAGAAGGAACGAACUAAGAUUGAGUUUGUAACAGGCACUAAAAAGGGGACAACAAAUGCUCCCUCUACAACCACUACAACAGCCAACACAGCAGGUGGAGAUGCACAGAAGAGGAAAAGCAAGUGGGAUUCUGCCAUUCCUGUGACGACAAUCGCUCAGCCCACCAUUCUCACGACCACUGCAACGCUGCCGGCUGUUGUAACUGUUACCACCAGUGCAAGUGGCUCCAAAACAACAGUGAUCUCUGCAGUUGGCACCAUAGUGAAAAAGGCAAAGCAGUGACAAGGAGAGACUUGACUGACUGGAGUUUUUUCUCCAAUGUGCCAAAAGCACCACCACUGGAAAUAAAGGAGGGAUACUCUCCUGGUGCAAAAAAAUUAAAGACUGUUUAAAAAUGGACAUGAGAAGGAGGAAAUUGGCUGUGCAUAUUCAUAACAGAGCUCUACUUAGGAAGAAGCUCUUGGUCUUUGUUGGUUGAGCUGUCCCUUACUCUGUUAUGUGCAAUGCAGUGUCUGUGUGUGUGAACAUUACUUUAUUAAACGUUGUAUUAUAUCUGCCACCAUAUUGGGAUCCUUCAACUCUGCAAAAUGAGUGCUUUAAAAGAAAGAGAGACUGUAUUGAAGUCAAUCGGUUGCAUCCUGGACCAUUCAACUUUUUAAUUCUCCAGAGAAUUAUAGGCAAGAGUAACUUAUUCAUUUUCCCUGCAAAGAAAUCAUAAGAGGCGUAAGAGUGGAUUAUAUAUAGAUUUGGUUUCAUGCAAGUUAUCAUAUAGACUUCUGUGAGUUGUCCCUGUGUAACCAGUUUAGUUUUAAUUUCAGAGAUCAAGGGCUGAAAAGUUGAAAUUUGGGAGAUGAAACUGAAAAUCAAUACUGAAGAUUUUGCCUAGCUGUUGGGAACAGCUGGACUCUACUGAUGAGAGGGCAUUUGUGUAAGAGAAGGGAGUAGCAAAUGGGGUUUGUAUAGAGUGAUUCUCCACCAGAGCUUUAUAUGCCCAUUUUAAAUGUCUGUGUACGGAUAUGUGAUUGUGACAUAGGUACUCAACUACAUAAACUUUACUGGAAUGUUUUCAAAGCAUGCCAUCAUCCUUCACUGCUGAUAUUUUUCUGCCUUCUAUUCCAGCUCUUAGAAAUGUCCUUGUCAGUUGUAUGGUUAACUUAAUAGAAUCCAGAGAAUUUUUGAUUUCAUUAAGAGCAUAUAAAUCAUUUCUGGAGGAAGCACUAGGGAUGAAAGCCUCUGCAAUACUUUCCCCAUUCCAACAGGAAUUAUAAUCAUGGUGAUGAUUCUUGUAGUCUUGUUUCAAUUAUUCGAGGCUUAGAGUCAAACGCACAUGCAUUUUAUGGGCAAUUGACAACUGGAAACUCAGAAUGGUGGUAGGUAACACUAUAGUAACUGACAUCUACAAAUUGUUUUUUCCAUGUCACCUAAGAAUACAGAAUCUCCUACCAUAUGUUACACUGAAGGGGAAAAUGUUACCUAAUGACCAAGACUGGCUUCAUGCAACUUUUACCUAGUUAAUUAACUAGUGACUUGGUUUAUAAAUAGCUACCGAUCUGUGGGUCAUGUAUAGGAUCUUAAACCAUGGUUUGAUCUUGGUUAGUGAAUGGACACUAAACCAGGGUUUUUCCCAUUUUGGGUGUAAUGAGAAGUUCCGGUUUAAACAGAACGGGACUGAAACGCUGAAGCUGGCAUGUGAAGGAGGAGCUGAGAAGAAUGCUGUGAUGAAUUCAAAAAGGUGACAGGUUUCUAGAUUUGUGUUCAAACUUUAGUUCUCAUUUCUCUACUGUUCAUUGUGUGGCAUCACAGAUGGCACACAGGUUGUCAUCUCUUCUCUUUGUAUUACCAUGAAAGAACCCCCCUGCAAUGAUGAUAACCUUCAAGCAUUCUGAUCCAAGACACGUCGUGAACCCGUUUGAUCACAGAAAAGGGGGUCAGGACUGCUUGAAAAAAAGGUCAGUGCAUAAAACUGUCACAGAAAGGGUGAUGUAUGCUGGGAGUCCCAAUACUGCAAUGUGCUCUAAGUGAAGCUACCCACGGGGACUGCGAAAAGCUUCAAGUGGUCAGAAGGCAACCCUUCAUAGACUUGUGGGGAUAAUAUGAGGUGUGAGCACAUUCAGCCUGUACUGUAGUAAUAGCACCAUCCUCCUGUUUCUGUCCAGGCAUAGUUCAAGCUGCCGGCUUUAUCAUAUAAAGGCCUAUUUCCUGUUCCAAUACUGUUUUCAAAGUGUGCCUUAAUCUUUUGCUGCUGCUUGAUCUGGGGUGGAGUUGAAUUUUUUAAAUUGGUUUUAGCAUACUGUGGAUUUAUGAUAACUUUGUAAGUUGCUUUGAACUAAGGGAGAAAGUUUGGCAUAAGCUAUUUAAAAAAUAUUUAAACAAU
Molecule: messenger RNA, 3042 nt
Organism: Elgaria multicarinata webbii
Lineage: Eukaryota; Metazoa; Chordata; Lepidosauria; Squamata; Anguidae
Gene: SAP30BP
Product: SAP30 binding protein
Exons: 11
Coding region: 18-950 (310 amino acids)
Biological process (GO): regulation of DNA-templated transcription
Cellular component (GO): nucleus
Source: RefSeq, a predicted model, not a curated record